AUGGCCGUCGGGAAAAACAAGAGAAUCUCUAAGGGUAGGAAAGGAGGAAAGAAGAAGAUUGUUGAUCCUUUCUCCAAGAAGGACUGGUAUGAUGUUAAGGCUCCUUCAAUGUUCACCCACAGAAAUGUGGGCAAGACACUUGUUUCCAGAACGCAGGGUACCAAGAUUGCUUCAGAGGGGCUGAAACACAGAGUUUUCGAGGUUUCUCUUGCUGAUCUUCAGAAUGAUGAGGACAAUGCAUUCAGGAAGAUCCGUCUCAGAGCUGAAGAUGUCCAGGGACGAAAUGUUUUGUGCCAAUUCUGGGGCAUGGACUUCACAACCGACAAGCUCAGGUCGUUGGUUAAAAAGUGGCAGACAUUGAUCGAGGCUCAUGUUGAUGUUAAAACCACCGACAACUUCACUCUGAGGCUUUUCUGCAUCGCCUUCACCAAGAGACGUGCGAACCAGGUCAAGAGAACUUGCUACGCUCAAUCCAGCCAAAUCCGUCAGAUUCGCUUGAAGAUGAGGGAAAUCAUGAUCAAGGAAGCUUCGUCUUGUGACCUUAAGGAGCUUGUUGCCAAGUUCAUCCCCGAGUCUAUUGGCAGAGAGAUUGAGAAAGUAACUCAGGGCAUAUACCCUCUUCAGAAUGUUUUCAUCCGUAAAGUCAAGAUCCUCAAGUCUCCCAAAUUCGACCUUGGAAAGCUCAUGGAGGUUCACGGCGAUUACACAGCAGAGGAUGUUGGUGUGAAGGUAGAUAGGCCCGCCGAAGAGACCGUUGUCGAGGAUCCUUCAGAAGUCAUUGGAGCUUAA
Thlaspi arvense is the source of this 789-nucleotide messenger RNA. Lineage: Eukaryota; Viridiplantae; Streptophyta; Magnoliopsida; Brassicales; Brassicaceae. The record is from the annotation of a GenBank genome assembly.